AUGUCAGCGAGAAAGUCAAAAGUGUGGGCAUUUUUCGCCAAAGUCAACGAUAAAAAGGCCCUCUGUAAUAUUUGCAAGGCCGAAGUGGCAAGUUCUGGCGGCACAACUAAUAUGUCAACUCAUCUGAGGAGGCAUCACAAAAUUGAUCCAGCCAUUCAAUCUAACGCAUUGGAGAAAAAGUUACCUUCAGGAAAGGUCUCUGAUACAGUAACUGCAAGUGCAAGCAACAGCUGCUCAUCCUCAUCAGUAUCAGCGAAUCCAUGGACAAUAUCUCAACAAGCAAAACUUCCAUUGGCAAAUUCAAAUGAGAUUACAAACUCUGUAGUAUAUUAUCUCAUUCAGGACCUGCGCCCUUUCAGUACCAUAGAAAGCCAACCAUUUAGAAAAAUGUUAUUUGCCUUGGAGCCCAGGUACCAACCUCCAAAUCGGCACACAUUGGCAGAGAAGCUGAUACCUAAUCUGUUGGAGAAAGAGAAAUCAGCACUUCAAAGUGAACUUAAUCAAGCCCUUGCAGUUGGUUUGACAUCGGAUGCAUGGACAUCAAGGUCUGCGGAUUCGUACUUAACCAUCACUUGUCACUACCUUAAAGAUUGGAAUUUGCAGUCAAAAGUCCUGCAAACUGAACAUUUUCAUGGAAGCCACACUGGAGAAAAUGUUGGUCUUGAACUCAAAACAGCUCUAUUAAACUAUUAA
Messenger RNA from Ruditapes philippinarum (Manila clam), 693 nucleotides. RefSeq names its product E3 SUMO-protein ligase ZBED1-like. Gene Ontology annotation, molecular function: DNA binding. Bases 1 to 693 code for a protein of 230 amino acids. The transcript has 2 exons. Lineage: Eukaryota; Metazoa; Mollusca; Bivalvia; Venerida; Veneridae. The record is from RefSeq and is a predicted model, not a curated record.